CGUCAGAAAAUUUCCAACAUUGUUUAAUUCUGACACGAAAAAAAUUACACCAAAAUUAAACUAAAAUGGGAUGUGAGGUCGUGACCCGAUUAAGACAAAUAGUAAAAUCCCAUGUAGUGUUAAUUCCACGUGGCGGCGGAUGUGUGCUCGAAAUGAAAGAGAUGGUUGGGGUUUGAUAACUUUCACAUGGAGUCCCAACAAAAUAGCAUUGGGGUGGCGUCCGUUUUCCCUUCUCUUUUUAAGGAGAGAAUUUGGAAACUUUAUUACUCCGAUUAAUCAGACCUUUGUUUUGUAAAGAAGAAGCAAGAAAACAACCAGAAGAAGAGGCAGAGAGAGUGUGAGAAAAAUUGCAGGCAAAAUUUUUUGACCCAUACUUUCAGUUUUUCUUUUUCUUUUUUUGUUCAGAAACAGAUACAGACAUCCCGAAACAUAAUCCACAAUCCAUCCUUGGUUUAUGUUAUCACCAAUAACAAGAAAACUGCUACUUUUUCUUUUUUUGCACUAGUUUUGUUCCUUGAAGAGAGAGGACGAAGAACAAGGGAAUUGAAUCAGAUUGGGGUAAGGAAAGGGUUCCCGUGUUUUUUGUUUUAUAUGAUUGUAUAUUUGGUUGUGGAAUGAGAGCAGGAAGAGAAAAGACAGAUGGAUUUCUGGCCGGAGUUUCUCGCAAGCAGCUGGGGAAGAGAAUUUGUGGCCGGAGGGAUUGGAGGAAUAGCCGGCAUUGUAGCAGGGUAUCCGCUUGAUACCAUCAGAAUCCGGCAGCAACAUUCCAACAAAGGUGGCUCAGCCCCCACCAUCUUCCGCCAUGUUGUCUCCAAAGAAGGACCCCUUGCCCUCUACAGAGGCAUGGCUGCUCCUCUUGCUUCUGUUACUUUCCAAAAUGCAAUGGUCUUCCAGAUUUACGCUAUACUCUCCAGAGCAUUUGACAAUGAUGUUUCUGUGACCGAUCCACCCUCCUACAGAGGCGUCUAUCUUGGAGGUGUUGGAACUGGAGCAAUACAGAGCUUGUUGCUUAGCCCUGUUGAGUUGGUGAAAAUCCGUCUUCAGUUACAGAGGAACAUUAGUUCUACAAACAUUCAUCGAGGCCCUGUGGAUCUUGCAAGAAGCAUUCUCAAGACUGAAGGUUUGAGAGGCAUGUAUCGUGGGUUAAUGAUCACUGUCCUUAGAGAUGCUCCCGCUCAUGGAGUCUACUUUUGGACUUACGAGUACAUGAGGGAGCAGCUUCAUCCCGGAUGCAGAAAGAAUGGCCAGGAGAGCUUCAGAACAAUGCUUUUCGCAGGUGGACUAGCCGGUGUUGCUAGCUGGGUAUCUUGUUACCCAUUGGAUGUCAUCAAAACCAGGUUCCAGGCACAGAACUCAGCAAAAUACACAGGCAUAGUUGAUUGCUUCAGGCAAAGUGUGAAGGAAGAAGGGUACAGAGUGCUCUGGCGCGGUUUAGGAACUGCGGUUGCUAGAGCUUUUGUUGUAAAUGGAGCCAUUUUCACAGCCUAUGAAACAGCUCUAAGGUGCUUGUACACCAACAACAGCCCCGCAACCAUGCAAACAGAAAAUGCAAUGUAGAGAAAGAAGCACGGAGCAUUAUCAUGGCACAACUACAAAAAUGCAGCAUUAUGUGAAUCGCAUUGGAUUAGUUUCUCAUACUUUACAUCCCAGAUUCAAUAUCAAUGAUAUCAGUGCAAAGCUAAAUGCAGAAGAAGCAAGACAGCAUUUAACCAUUGUUAUAUGGGUGACCAGCUGAACGCCAUUGGAACUUGAGAAUAUACAUCUAGAUCAAUACCAUUUAGUUGGAGAACAAUGUAAAUAACAUCAAAUUCAUACGUACUGAUGCAUACUGCUCUGAUUUAACUAUUGCUAUAAAAGAGAACAUUUACUCUUUAUUUCAUAUCAAAAUCAGAUCCUAGACAACAGCUUUCCCUCUUUUCAUUUAGACAACAAGCUCAUAAAACAACCGGAAAAACAAACAAAAAAAAAAGGACAACCUAUGAAAGGCAUUACACAGCUCAAUACAAAAUUAAACACUGAAACUACAGACAGAACUAUCAUUAGAUUCAAUGAUUCAAUAGCUACCUCCAGCACCAAGAUGCUCAACCCUGGUUUCACUGAGGUUCAAGUCAGCCAUAGCAUCCUCCAAUCCACUGCUUGCAUUCGCCAAUAUUAUUGGAUCAUUAUAGUUCCUGACAGCUUGAACAAUAGCACGCACUUUUCUAUAAGGAUCUGCACAGUUAAAGAUAUCUGAUUCAACAAACACCCCAUCACAACCCAAUUGCAUCAUCAAGGCAGCGUCAGCAGGGGUAACAAUUCCUCCAGCUGCAAAAUGAACCACCGGAAGCCUUCCCAUUUGCUUUGUUUGAGCCACGAUGUCAUAAGGAGCAGCGAUUUUCUUAGAAAACGCGAAUACUUCGUCGUCGUCCAUGUUGUUCAAGAUUCUUAUUCCCCCCAUCACUUUUCUCACAACACGAACCGUCUCCAUAAUGUUGCCGGAGCCCUUCAAAUCUCCUUGGAACCUAAUCAUUGCAGCUCCUUCUCUCACCCUUCUUAAGGCCUCUCCGAGAUCCACACACCCGCAGAUGAAAGGCGCCCGGAAAUUAUGCUUGUUGAUGAAAUGGUCUUCAUCUGCAAUGGCUAAGACCUCGCUCUCAUCUAUGUAAUCGACUCCUACGGCUUCAAGAAUCUGGGCUUCAACGAAAUGCCCAACUCGAGCUCGGGCAACAGUCGGGAUCGCAAUUGCCCCUUUGAUUUCCUUGAUUAGAGACGGGUCGGGCAUUCGGCAAAUCCCAGAUUUGCUGGGUUCGGAAACGAUGACGCAGCAAGCGCCGGCCGACUCAGCGAUCUUAGCUUGAUCGACGUUAUUGACUUCCACAAUUGCUCCCCCGCGGAGCAUUUGGGCCAUCCCGAUUUUGAUCGAAAAAGGGUUCUUCUUUGCGUCGGUGAUGGCGCUGCCGCCGUAGACAGUAACGACGCCGUCGUCGGCCAUCCCGUAAACCGUUUGUGAAAAUGCCUGAACGGGAAGAAAAUUAAAUUGAUUGAAACUGAACGGAAAUGAGCUAAGAGUGUUUAAGGUGUUCAGAAUCUUUGAGAUGGGAAUAAAUGGUAAAGUGAAUCGAACACCUUAGAAGAAGAUGGAAAAUGGUGAUGAGGUGGAGUGUAUGGUUCGAGAAGCUUCGGGUAGGUUACUGUGUUAAUGGCAGAAUGUUUCGUUGCUUCAAGGGAAUAGAGAUGCUUUUAGCUUUUUCUUGCCAUAGUUGCAUUUUUUACUUUCUAGAUUGAGUAAAAUGAGAUGUAAACCAGUAUAGGUCUAGUAUAUCAAACAAAGAUUCACAAAUUUCCAACUAAUU
Messenger RNA from Oldenlandia corymbosa var. corymbosa, 3332 nucleotides. The record is from the annotation of a GenBank genome assembly. Lineage: Eukaryota; Viridiplantae; Streptophyta; Magnoliopsida; Gentianales; Rubiaceae.